Messenger RNA from Maniola jurtina (meadow brown), 534 nucleotides. It is a transcript of the gene RpS15A, whose product is annotated as 40S ribosomal protein S15Aa. Gene Ontology annotation, molecular function: structural constituent of ribosome. Lineage: Eukaryota; Metazoa; Arthropoda; Insecta; Lepidoptera; Nymphalidae. The record is from RefSeq and is a predicted model, not a curated record. Gene Ontology annotation, cellular component: ribosome; cytosolic small ribosomal subunit. Bases 119 to 508 code for a protein of 129 amino acids. The transcript has 3 exons. Gene Ontology annotation, biological process: translation.
GGCGUCGCGGUCAUGGCGACUGGCGAGUAUACAGUUUAAAGAGGUGGCAACACUGUCUUUUUCUUUUUGGUCUAACCUGUCAUUGCGGAUUGUCGAGGCGGGUUUUUAAAUCCUAGCCAUGGUGCGUAUGAACGUUUUGAGCGAUGCUCUUAAAUCCAUACACAAUGCCGAGAAAAGAGGCAAAAGACAAGUGCUUAUCCGGCCCUGUUCCAAAGUGAUUGUCAAGUUUCUGACUGUGAUGAUGAAGCAUGGAUACAUCGGUGAAUUCGAAAUAGUAGAUGACCACAGAGCGGGCAAAAUAGUAGUAAACCUCACAGGCAGGUUAAAUAAAUGUGGCGUUAUUUCUCCACGAUUUGACGUACCCAUUAAUGAUAUUGAAAGGUGGACUAACCUUCUUCCAUCCCGGCAAUUCGGAUACCUUGUCUUAACAACAAGUGGAGGCAUCAUGGAUCAUGAAGAAGCCAGAAGGAAACAUCUUGGAGGAAAGAUAUUAGGUUUCUUUUUCUAAGUAUAAUCAAUAAAUUUCAAAAUGUA